This is a messenger RNA of Actinia tenebrosa (Australian red waratah sea anemone), 785 nucleotides long. RefSeq lists its product as uncharacterized. The record is from RefSeq and is a predicted model, not a curated record. Lineage: Eukaryota; Metazoa; Cnidaria; Anthozoa; Actiniaria; Actiniidae.
GAUAUUUUUCUUACGACUCACUGCGUCAACCAAGUCGAGUGGAAGAGGGGAAGCCAGAAACUUCGAAACGUGGAGAAACGCUAUCAAGAUGAAAACUCUAAUAAUCUGGCUUAGUAUUCUAUCAGUUGUACGCUCAUCGGCACCCAAUGACAUCAGUAAAGAAAAAGAAGCAAAAAAGGAACUUCCACCAAUCGCCAACCGAUUUGGAGAGUUUAUGGGCACUGGAAAGAGGGAACUUCCACCAAUCGCCAACCGAUUUGGAGAGUUUAUGAAUACUGGCAAGAGGGAACUUCCACCAAUCGCCAACCGAUUUGGAGAAUUUAUGGGCACUGGCAAGAGGGAACUUCCACCAAUCGCCAACCGAUUUGGAGAAUUUAUGGGCACUGGCAAGAGGGAACUCCCACCAAUCGCCAACCGAUUUGGAGAAUUUAUGGGCACUGGCAAGAGAGAACUUCCACCAAUCGCCAACCGAUUUGGAGAAUUUAUGGGCACUGGCAAGAGGGAGAUUUCUAAAAUAGCCAGUCGGUCAGAAAAAACAUCCGAAGACAAAACAAAAAAAUAACAUUGCGGAUAAAGUAGAAAUUUGAAACUCAAGAAAAUACAUAAUAUAUAUAGUACAUCCGAAAGCUAGCCUACUCAAGCUCUUUAACUUAUGUAAAUUAGCUUCGUGACUUCAUUCUCUUCGUGAUACUCUCAGGUCUAAAUAUAAUUAUGAGAGAGUACAACUAAAAUUAAUUGAAGGAAAAUAUACUACAAUAAAGGUCUCAUAGUAACUUAACUUAUAA